Molecule: messenger RNA, 1770 nt
Organism: Rhinichthys klamathensis goyatoka
Lineage: Eukaryota; Metazoa; Chordata; Actinopteri; Cypriniformes; Leuciscidae
Gene: htr3b
Product: 5-hydroxytryptamine (serotonin) receptor 3B
Exons: 9
Coding region: 287-1660 (457 amino acids)
Biological process (GO): nervous system process; signal transduction; chemical synaptic transmission
Cellular component (GO): neuron projection; postsynaptic membrane; synapse
Molecular function (GO): extracellular ligand-gated monoatomic ion channel activity; neurotransmitter receptor activity; transmembrane signaling receptor activity
Source: RefSeq, a predicted model, not a curated record
GGGUCCAUGAACUGAGCAGUCAGAGUACACAUCCAAUUCACUAAACCCAGAUCUUCUUACCAUCAUAAUGGAAAAUCAAUUUGCUAGAGUGGUGAGCAAGUUGCUGCUGUGCAUUUGUUGCAGUCAUGUGUACAACGACCAUUCUGAUGCUCCAUGGCAUUCUGCUGGAAUAAAAGGCACUUUGUAAUUGGGUAACAUUUUAAAAGCUGGGACAAAGGCUGUGGAAAGUGAUUUGAAUAAGUUUGCAUUUUUCUUCUUCUGAAGUUCCUGGAAUUGAAUUGCCAGGAUGAGUCCUGUCCUCUUGCUAUCUUUGGUUCUGUCAGCUAUUCCACGGGCUGAGUUAGUCCCAGAGAAACCAAAGAGAUCUGCUCUGAACCAACUCACCAGGUUACUGCUUCGCAAAUACGACUUGGGAGUUCGGCCUGUCCAUAACUGGACCAAACCAACUACCAUUUACAUUGACCUUAUAAUCAAAUCUGUCCUGGAUGUGGACGGACAGACUCAGAAAGUUACCACCAGCAUUUGGUAUCGCCAAAUAUGGAACGAUGAGUUUCUUGUUUGGGAUCCUGAAGAGUUUGAUGGAAUCACUGAAAUAUCGCUGUCCUCGGAUGCCAUCUGGGUGCCUGAUGUCAUCAUAAGUGAAUUCGUCCAUGUUGGCAAAUCCCCAGUCAUCCCAUAUGUUUAUGUCAACUGCUCAGGAACAGUAAAAAACUACAAACCCAUCCAGGUGGUCUCAGCAUGUCACCUGGAGAUGUAUGCCUUUCCCUUUGACAAGCAGAACUGCACUGUGACCUUUCGCAGCUGGCUCCACUCAGUGAGUGAAGUGGAUUUAGCUCUAUGGAGGCCUGCUGAGGAAAUCGCCAGUGACACCAGAGAGUUCAUGAAUGAUGGUGAAUGGGAGCUGCUGUCUAUCCCUUCUCACUACUGGACAUUGAAUCUAGAGGACAGAGACUACGCGCAGAUUCAGUUUAAUGUGCUGAUCCGCAGGCGCCCCCUGCUGUACGUGGUAAGUCUGCUCAUCCCCAGCAUCUUCUUCAUGGUGGUGGAUGUCACCAGUUUCUAUCUGCCUCCAAACAGUGGAACUCGCAUCACUUUCAAGACCAGCAUUCUCCUGGGCUUCACUGUAAUCAGAGUCAAUCUGAUGGAUGAAAUCCCUGCCACAGCCAUUAAAACACCCCUCAUUGGGGUCUUCUUUGCUGUUUGCAUGGCGCUGCUGGUGCUAAGUUUGUCAUUGUCCAUUUUCGUAGUGAAGCUUUUGCAUUACAGUGAGACAGAAGUCAAGGAGAUGUCCAUAUCUGCCUGCUUGCUAGACAAAUACGGCUCGAUGGACCAGAGCUUUUUUGAGAGCGCUUUCACUUCGAUGAAGACGCUGGAUGAUAUGGACCAAUCAGGGGGCUACGAGUCUGAUCUCUCUCCAGAGCCAGACCUGUUCUCCCUGACAGAUGUCUCAAACAGUGACUCUUCACUGGAGAAAAUCCUGCAGGAGGUGGUGUCUCUCAGACUGUACCUUCAGGAGGAGGACAGUGAGGGCAUUUCACAGUCUUACUGGGUGGAACUGUGCCUGAAAGUGGACAAGCUCCUCUUCUGCAUGUACCUGGUGUUUAUGUUCAUCUAUGUGAUGACUCUCCUGCUGCUCUGGGGAACCUGGAGCUCUGCCUGAAAAAAAGAGGUUGACAAAAAGACAAAAACGGAGGCAGAGGGGUUGGAGAAAGUUAAAACAAAGUGAGACAGAUUCCACAACUGCAGUUUCAGUUUUAAAGUAUCAAACAC